AUGUCGGCGGUUUCCGGGAAGAUGGCGGCGUGGAGGGCUGUGCUGGUGGCGGGCGUCCGCGCUCUGCUGAGGGGACGGCUGCUCGGGCCGCGGCCCGCCCGGAGUCAGCGGCGCCCGCCCGGCUGGAGGGUGGCCGCUGCUGCCGCCCUGCUCGGGGGAGGCUCGGUGGCGGCGUGCUACGGCGGCUGGGGGUGGCCGGGGUCGGGCGCGUUCCUCACCGUCCUGGCUCAGAAGGAAGAUGUUGCAAAUGCAGAAAUGGCUGAAAGACUGUCUCUUCGGAAGAAUCGCUUUAUGCAUUUUGCAUCACUGGAGUAUGAAGGAGAAUAUUACAUGACACCACGAGAUUUCUUGUUUUCAGUAAUGUUUGAUCAAGUGGAACGUAAAAGCUCGGCCAAGAAACUGACAAAAAAGGAGGUGGACGCUGCGCUGCUAUGUGUUACAAAAGCUAAACCAGGACCGACCUUUUUUAGAGAGCUUGGUGAUAAAGGGCUGAUAUCUUAUGCAGAGUACCUAUUUUUGCUGACGAUCCUUACAAAGCCCCAGACUGGAUUUCAGAUUGCUUUUAAAAUGUUAGAUACGGAUGGCAAUGAACAAGUUGAAAAGAAAGAAUUUUUUAAGAUGCAGAGAAUCAUUGGAAAGGAAGAUGAUUUGAAAGCAGCUGGAGAUGAAACCAUAUUUCAGGAAGCAGAAUUGGAAAGUUGUGAUGUUAAUACCAUGCUCCUGGUACAUUUCUUUGGAAAAGAAGGAAAGGAAAAACUUCGCUAUUCUGAGUUUUUCAGGUUCAUGGAAAAUCUGCAAACAGAAGUGCAAGAAAUGGAAUUCAUACAGUUUUCCAAGGGCUUGAACGUCAUGAGAAAAGAGGACUUUGCAGAAUGGCUGCUGUAUUUCACUGAUGAGGAAAACAACGAAAUUUACUGGCAAAACGUGAAAGACAGAUUUGAGGCAGGAGAGAAUAUCAGUUUGGAAGAAUUCAAGACUUUCUGCAAGUUUACAAACAACCUGGAAGACUUUUCUAUUGCCAUGCAGAUGUUCACUGUAGCUAAUCGUCCUGUUAAACGAGCUGAGUUCAAGAGAGCAGUGAAGGUGGCAACAGGACAGGAGCUCUCAGAUAAUGUUCUGGAUACCAUCUUCAAGAUUUUUGAUCUAGAUGGAGAUGACUGCCUCAGCCACAGCGAGUUCCUCGGAGUCUUGAAGAAGCGAAUUCAUCGAGGUUUGAGGGUACCACAACAGCAAGGCAUUCAAGGGUACUGGAAGUGUGUGAAAAGAGAAAGCAUUAAAGGAGCAAAAGAAUUGUGGAAGCAAAGUGGGAAAAGUCCUUUUUAAAAGUGUCCAUUAUUGUUGGUUUGCUGUAAACAUUAUGUAGGGUUUUGUGUCUGUCCUGUUUACAUAAUAGCUGAAUCAAAAAUAUUCUUUUUUACUUAAUUAAACCAAUAUCUAAUGCAAAAAAAAAAAUUAUAUUGUUCUAGUGCAAUCAGUUUGGUUUACAGAAUUGUUAUUACAUUUGACCUCCCUACAGAAAUACUCUUGUUCUAGGGACUAAUGCUAUUUAUUUCUUUGUGGAGUCUGACUCUGCACUGUGACCUUUGGGAUGCAUAGGAUUUAAUAGUGGCCACUGGUUGGAACAUCCCAACAAUGUCAUCUCCUGUUGGAAGAGUGGUCAUCAUCUCAGCCAGCCACUAAAACUGCAGUUCUCUUUCCCCGCCAAAGACAGAGGUCCAAAAGGGGAAACCACUUGCACAAUCCAUGCAAUUCAAGCUACCUACAUCGAAAACAAAAUCUCACGUUGCUGUGCCCCCAUUACUGUGAGCUGCUUGUUGCUAGUUCCUGGCAGAUGGUUCCACCAGGUCCAGUGUGGAUGUCUGGUUUGUCUGCCUUUGUGAUAAUAGCUUUAAACUGGAAAUAUAAGACUGAUGAUACAGGCUUUAAAAGUUACAUGUUGAUAUAUGAAUGUGCAUUGAGACUCUCAGACCUCUUCAACAAACAAUAUAAACAAGAAGGAAAAAUCCUCAUCCUCAUUCUAUCAUGAGCAGUGAUUACACCUUGAAUUGUAACUAUUUUGCUUAAUUGUAAUUCAGAAGGUAAAUGUCUAACAAAUAUUUACUUUGUAUUAGUAAAGAUUAUGACAGGGAAUGCUGCAGUAUCUCAGGAACUCAAGGUUAUAACAAGCAAGUGUUGGCGGGAAUAAUAAGCCCAACAAAGAGUAAACAAAUUGUUUAUGACUCCAAAAUGCAAAGCUAGACUUAAGAUGUCAAACAAUAAAACAAACAAACAAACAAACUAAAAAUUAACAUGAAAGUUUUUCAGCCAUAGUACAGUGUGCAUCUCUGUAUACACAGAUGUGCAUCGUGCAUGAGUUUUUUUCUUAUAGACUCAGGAGCCUGUCACAGGUCCAGAUCAGUGUUCCCAGUUGGCCACUGCAAUUAGGAGACAGACUUUAACGUACAGAGCUGUCAGGUUCGUCUGUUUUGUCCAGGCUGGGGUGAAGGCCUGACUUUUCAAGACAGGUUUGUGAUAACAGACCCAAAAGAUGGACUGAGUAAAACAAGCACUGUUCAAAAACAAAACAAGCUCUGCGGAUCCCUCGUAAGGAAUCCUGAGGUUACAAACAACACAUUUGGUGUGUCAGUGGCCAUCAGGGAAAGUUGUGCUAAGGAGGAGUCCUCCCAGGCCUCAGCACAGUGGUCAUUCUAGAAGGAAGCAAGCAAAGCAGCUGUGUGCAACCACCUGCUGCUCUUCCUUAUGCAGCCUUCGCUUGGAGCUUUAAUUUAAAUCAUGUGAUCUGUGAGUAAGCACCCAGAGUCAUCCACAUGAACAGGAACAUGAUUGUGAGUGCCCCGAGACCUGUCUAGAAAAUCAGGUACCAGUGACUGCCAAGGAUCCCUCUGCUUCCCCCAGGAACCUCUCAAAAUGAAAUAAAAUGCAGUAAGUGCCUCUGCCUCUCCUCCUUAAACCGGAAUGGCACUGCUCUGUGGGCAGUGAGAAAUCAGGCAGCUGUUUUCACUCGGUGCUUUUGGAAGCUGCUUAUUUCUUCUGGUGAUGGGAAUUAUGAGUAAGAGCUACUGGGAGCAGAGGUGGGGCAGCAGGACUGGCAUGGAAGUACCACAGCCAGCUUCACAUCACUAAACAAUUUUUUUUUUUAAAGGACAAAAUCAAGCAAGGCACUUCUGAAUCACAGAAGUGUGUGUGUGUUCCCCUAAAGUGGGCGUUGUUCCAGCUCUGCUUUAAUACAAGGCUGCCUUUUACUUGUUGCUGUUAAUAUUUUGGCAAAUUGUUUUUACUUUGGAAUGGAGAUUAUUGUCUAACAAUUUAUUCUGUGAAUUCUUCAUAGGUUUUUGAUGUUCUAUAUUGCUUUUGUGGUUGUUUUUUGUUUUGUUUUGUUUUGUUUACCAGUGUCAUGCGUCCUGCAAGCUGUUUGGUUUUCUGUUGGAAGAAUCAAUUCAUCGAGCUUUAGCGUGUCUAGGAGUUUAAUGCCUCAUUGCUCAUUUGUGUCUGGGUUCGUGCAAUCAGCAAUAUCUGCUUUUGGCAGCAAGUUACUGAAAAUAGAUUUCAAGUUUUAUUUCUCAGCUGAAGAUCUGGUGUCCAGUUCAGAGGAAAAAGAAAACAUGCUUAUUUCAAGACAAAUGUUGUGUCUGUAAAAUAAGAAAUUGAACGAUUACUUAGGAAUUAAAAUACAGUUAACAUUUUCAGAAGAAGUUAUUCUGAAAGUGCAGCCAGGAAGGAAUUCCUCUGAAUGCCGGGGAAGAUUUGUCCCUUGAAGAAUCAGGCUCUGUGUUUCAUCUGUAGCUUAUUUUUGUUUGUUUCCACCAAAAAGAUUUGUGAAACAGUCUUAAAAUCAUGUUUCAGAUAAAAUAUCUUAGUCUGAAAGAGCUGUUUACAUAAGUGUUUAGACCGACCUUGUCUUUUGAGGAAUACAUUGCAGUUUUAAUUUUUUUUUUUUAAGUUCCUUUUAGUAACUGCAUGGUAUUUGCAAGCUGUCUGUUAACAUAACACAGUUUAUUUAAAGGUCUUGCCUACUGCCAGUGUGCCAAUUAAGUGUAUCAAUUAUGACUUUUUUAAUCUUAGGAAUCCUCCCUCUGAACAGAAAUAUACAUAAAAAUGAAAUAAAAUUAAUUGCUAAAAAAAGCCCCAACUUUGCUUUUGAGUGUUAUUUGGAAUAAAAAGUAUAAAUUACA
This is a messenger RNA of Numida meleagris (helmeted guineafowl), 4172 nucleotides long. RefSeq names its product mitochondrial calcium uptake 2 (gene MICU2). The record is from RefSeq and is a predicted model, not a curated record. Bases 1 to 1323 code for a protein of 440 amino acids. Lineage: Eukaryota; Metazoa; Chordata; Aves; Galliformes; Numididae. Gene Ontology annotation, biological process: calcium import into the mitochondrion; mitochondrial calcium ion homeostasis. Gene Ontology annotation, cellular component: uniplex complex. Gene Ontology annotation, molecular function: calcium ion binding. The transcript is spliced from 12 exons.